This is a messenger RNA of Papilio polytes (common Mormon), 1393 nucleotides long. Its product is annotated as aldose 1-epimerase. NCBI's taxonomy places the organism in Eukaryota, Metazoa, Arthropoda, Insecta, Lepidoptera, Papilionidae. The record is from RefSeq and is a predicted model, not a curated record. Gene Ontology annotation, biological process: glucose metabolic process; beta-D-galactose catabolic process via UDP-galactose, Leloir pathway. Bases 179 to 1264 code for a protein of 361 amino acids. The transcript has 6 exons. Gene Ontology annotation, molecular function: carbohydrate binding; aldose 1-epimerase activity.
AUAACAAAAUAAAUUGGCAACUGCUAUGUGGUUUCGAAAUAGAUAUAAUUAUAAAGAACAUAGUCGCUAACGAACGCCAAUGAUAUGUGACUAUCAUAACCUAUAAAUUGUUUUGACAGAUAACCAAACGUCAGUUGUAGAUUUAUCACGGUAGGGACUGCGCGCAAUCAAUAUAAUCAUGGUACACUUAUUGGAGCAAGAUUUUGGUACAUUUAAAAACGAAACAGUGAAGAAGUACACAUGGCAAACAAAGAGCGGAUUCAAAGUUGCCGUUAUUUCUUACGGCGCUACUAUUCAAUCUAUUUUGGUACCUGAUAAAAUAGGUGAAUUAAACGAUGUAGUGCUUGGAUUUGACGAUCUGAAUGGUUACGUGGAAAGAAACACGCCGUAUCUCGGAGCGACUGUUGGUAGAAGUGCCAACAGAAUUAGUGACGCUAACUUUCAGAUAGAUGGCGUUGAAUACCAACUGGCAAAGAACGUUUCAGAUCACGAUCAUUUACACGGAGGACUGGUUGGUUUUGAUAAGGUUAACUGGAAUUCAGUAGUAGACGGUACUAAAGUUAUAUUUAGUUAUUUAUCAAAAGACGGCGAAGAAGGUUACCCGGGAGACUUGAUAACGAACGUCAUUUAUGACGUCACGGACGAUGACGUCAUACACGUCCAGUUUAUAUCGACAACAACAAAGAAAACGGUCAUAAACCUCACGAAUCAUUCGUAUUUCAAUUUAGCAGGACAUGACACUGGUGCGGAGGAAAUUUACAACCAUGUGAUAUUAAUUAACGCAGAUAAGAUAACUGAAACCACUCCAUUGUCGAUACCAACCGGUGGGUUCGUCAACGUCGGCGGCACUCCCUUCGAUCUUCGUGUCCCGGUACGUCUCGGUGACGUCAUGAAGCAAGGACAAAACUUGUUUGACGAUAACUUCUGUAUUAACACAUAUGGGAAUAAGGAUUUAAACUUCGUGUCUCGAGUAAGUCAUGCUAAGUCGGGACGUUAUCUAGAAGUAUACAGUAACCAGGUAGGUGUUCAGCUGUAUACUGCUAACUUCCUGCCGCGCCCUGAUGAGGAAGCCCUGGUGGGGAAGUCAGGAGUUGGGUAUAGAAGACAUGGCGCCUUCUGCUUGGAGACGCAGAACUAUCCUGAUGCUGUACAUCAUCCUAAUUUCCCAUCUCCAGUACUGAAGCCGGGAGAUAUUUAUAAUCAUAAAGUAACUUAUAAAUUUGGUGUUGAGAAAUAUAAUGUACCUCAAGUUUUUAGCGCUUAGAAAGUUUUUGUUUUUUUUUUUUAAUUUUUCUAAUGUAUUUUUUUGAAUAUUUUUUUUAAACUGUGCUGCACAAUAUAUAAUUAUGAAGAUAUUUUGAGGACCAUCAAGAGUCGGUUUUAAUUAUUUUUU